Molecule: messenger RNA, 1989 nt
Organism: Manis javanica (Malayan pangolin)
Lineage: Eukaryota; Metazoa; Chordata; Mammalia; Pholidota; Manidae
Gene: IMPA2
Product: inositol monophosphatase 2
Biological process (GO): signal transduction; phosphatidylinositol phosphate biosynthetic process; inositol metabolic process
Molecular function (GO): inositol monophosphate 1-phosphatase activity
Source: RefSeq, a predicted model, not a curated record
UAGCUGUGCAGCGGGUGGCGGCUGAGGCGCUGAGCGGCCCGAGGAAGAGGGGGGCGUGUGGAGCCUGGUUUCGGGGCGGUGGGAGCCAGUGGGGGCCCGGCGAGGAGGGUGGGAGGUGGCGGGGCCCGGCGAGGCCGCGAUGAAACCGAGCCGCGAGGACGAGGCGGCGGCCGCCAGGGGCCCCUGGGAAGAAUGCUUCGAGGCGGCGGUGCAGCUGGCGCUACGAGCGGGACAGAUCAUCAGAAAAGCCCUUUCUGAGGAAAAACAUGUCUCAACAAAAACAUCAGCUGCGGAUCUUGUGACAGAAACAGAUCACCUUGUGGAAGAUUUAAUUAUUUCUGAGCUGCAGAAGCAGUUUCCUUCACACAGGUUCAUUGCAGAGGAGGCUGCGGCUGCUGGGGCCAAGUGUGUGCUCACCUCCAGCCCCACCUGGAUUGUGGACCCCAUUGAUGGCACCUGCAACUUUGUGCACAGGUUUCCAACCGUGGCAGUAAGCAUUGGAUUUGCCGUGAACCAAGAGCUGGAGUUUGGAGUGAUUUACCACUGCACAGAAGAGCGGCUGUACACGGGCCGGAGGGGCCGGGGAGCCUUCUGCAAUGGCCAGCGACUCCGGGUCUCCAGGGAGACAGAUCUCUCAAAGGCCUUGGUUCUAACAGAAAUCGGUCCCAAACGUGACCCUGCUACCCUGAAAUUAUUCCUGAGCAACAUGGAGAGGUUCCUCCACGCCAAAGCUCAUGGGGUCCGCGUGAUCGGGAGCUCCACCUUGGCGCUCUGCCACUUGGCCUCAGGGGCUGCAGAUGCCUAUUACCAGUUUGGCCUGCACUGCUGGGACCUGGCCGCUGCCACCGUCAUCAUCAGAGAAGCAGGUGGCAUCGUGAUGGACACUUCAGUUUUGUCUUUGAAGAUAUAGAGCCUACCCAGAGUCUGACCACCCAGGAGAAAGCCCAGAACUUCUCUGAGUACUCAGUCUUCCUUGGCCCAAGAGCCCUGGUCUUUCCAAGCCACUGACUAGUUCCAGAAGCACACUUACAGUCAUCUUUGAAAAGACUAGGUUUUCUUUCAUCUCUGGAAAUUGCUCGAUUUGCCAUUUUACUGCUUUGUCUGCAUCAAUUUUAUUCAGUGGGACUUUUUAAUAAAUGGUAUGGCUUUGUUAAUAGAAGUUUAAAAUGUACACUCAAGUCUCACCCAAUUGCUGACUGUUCUUUUAGACUUAGACUUGCAAGAGUUUAUUUUUUCAGAAUAUAUUCAAAUAGCUCUUCUGACUGUAUGCAGAUACACAAGAUAUUCCUUACAUUCUUCAACAUUUGGAGGUGUAAUGCUCAUUAAUGAUGUAAUGUCAUUUAGUUCUUACAUGCAGAGAAGUAACUUUCCACAGGAAAAGCCCCUAAGACGGCCCUCAGGGCAGAAGGAUCCCCAGGAGGGCACAGCUUGAAUGGCUGUGGGCCUCCAGCGUUCUCACUCACCUACCACCAGCCCCCAAGCCCCCAUCUUCCUGUUCUGCCCCACAUGUGCUUUCAAUUUCUGGUGGCUGACUUACAUUCCAAAGCUGAGUUUAAUAAGCUUUGCAUGAGUUUGGAGAGAAGCUGAGAGACCCCUUGGAGAACAGGGAAGUGCCUGAGACCCUGAGGCCAUAGGCCAGGCCAGAGCACAGGGCAUAGCCCACCAAGGCACCUGGCAGGUCCUUGACACCCACCCAAAUGCCCCAGCCUCCCAGAAACCAAAUGAGACGCUCGCUUUGGUGAUUUUCAAAGUCAACCAACUGCUCACCGUAUCAUUUUGACUUCCUUGCAAAAUAAUGUUCACCUACUCUAAUGAUUACAUUCAUUUAGAAUUCCUCUCAUAGGCUUUACUUUUGCUCUAAUUUUUCUCCUUUGUUUUAACAGUUUUACUCAAAGCAUCUCAUGUACCAGUCAUCAGAUGUUUUGGUGCCUUUUAAUAACCCGCAAAAAGGUAAAACAUUUGUUCUAGCAGAUCACUAAAUUUCACUAU